AUGUAUAUAUCAGCUGAAUUGCAAUCUGCACUUAUGGGCAUUUACUCUGAAGGUUUAGGAGUGGACACAGUUGAAAUUGGUGGUGACUUAGAACUGACUUUAUCGACAACACCCGAUGGUAUAGAGUUAAGAAAAAAUUCAAGUCUCUUCAACAAUGAUGCAUUCAAGCGUGUAUAUCAUUCAUUAUGGGAAGAAUGGUUUAAUGGUAUUUUAGCUGGCAUGAGAGAUGCUGACUUAGUUGUUUUAACAGUUAUGUCCGUUUUAUUUGGAUUAAGUUGUAUUGAGAAGUAUCCAAAUAUGAAAGCAAUUGGAAUCUAUGUUUGUGCUUAUGAUUCUACUGCAGAAUUUACUCCGCCUAUUGUGGCUACUAAAAGUCAAAGUGUAUUUAAUUGGAUAAAUUCACUUGAAUGGAAAUUAGUCGAAUAUGGAACUUCAUUUCUAUAUACAGAUAAAAUCAAUCAACUCCGUGCUAAUGUAGCCUUACCACCAAUCAAAGUAAACUAUAAUCACAUGGUUCAAUCCUUAUUUCACAAACCGAUGGUAACUGCUACAAUCUAUUCAAAAUAUUUACUUCCACGUCCGUCGGAUUGGUCAGAAAAUCACCACAUGGUUGGUGCAAUUCUUGAAGAAGAAAAUUCUAAUUUCGUUCCAUCCGAUGCUAUUCUAGCUGUUUUAGACAAAUGGAAAAACGAAAAGAUCAUUUACGUUGGUCUUGGUUCACAUAUGAGCGGAACGUUUGAGAUAGACAAACAACUGGAAAUUUUAAACAAUAUCCAACGAGCUAUUCGAAAUAAUAAUUGUGUGGCACUUAUAUCGCUAGUGGGCUUACAGCCAACAGUCGUAGAUAAAUUAUCCAAUGAUGACUAUACGGUCUAUUUGCAAGAAAAUAUUCCUCACUGUUGGCUAUUUCCGAACAUAUCAGCGGCAAUUCAUCAUGGAGGUGCUGGAACUACACAUAUAAGUAUACGAUAUGGCUUACCAACAUUAGUAAUACCUAAUAUACAUGAUCAAUUAUCUAAUGGUGAUCGAGUAUUUAUUAAUAAAUUGGGGCCAAGACCUAUUAAUAUGCGUCAAGUAAAUCUGAAGAAUCUGACCAGCGCAAUUAGGGAUUUGAUUCAAAAUUACACCAUGUAUCAAAUAAAUGUCAAGAAGAUGGGUGAACUAAUUAGGCAGGAAGAUGGACUUGGUAAUUGCGUUCGACUUAUUGAAACCGAGCUAAGCACAUGA
This is a messenger RNA of Adineta ricciae, 1227 nucleotides long. Lineage: Eukaryota; Metazoa; Rotifera; Eurotatoria; Adinetida; Adinetidae. The record is from the annotation of a GenBank genome assembly.